GCAUUGCUUUUCGAAGCUCGCGCGCGAACGGUCCGCUCUUGUUGGACGUAUACGUGUGCGCUGAUCGAUAAACACACGUGAAAAUCCAGUCGGUCCUCAUUUACGGUCGAUGGUGUAUCGGCUGAUAUAGUUGGCGAACUCGAGAUCGUUUAUUUAUAACACGGUUGCGGGAAAGCUUCCACUCAUCGUUAAGUACGAUUCGUGUUUGUUCGAUUAUCAGUUCGAUAGUAGUUUCCGCAAACGAAGGAGAAAAACGUGGUGCACGCGAAUUGAAUCACGCGGAACUCGCCGGCUCACGGAGAGGCAGUCGCUUCUGAAAGAUCUACCGGCUACGUCGACCUGUCGACGGUCUCUGGUACAACUAUUCGCAGUUUCGAAGAAUGAUUGCGCGUCUUUGAGGUCAAGGAGAAUAACGGAGAGAAAGGUAGAGUGCAAGUAAACUUUACGAGGAAAGCCGAAGCGGAAGGAUCUACGCGGGGUCACGAAGAAAGAUGUGGCAAUUAAGGUUUUGGAUGUACAUUCUGCUCAUAGCGCUGUCGCUGGCUCCAUUGCAGAGGGUCGCGGCUUGUAGCUGCAUGAGCAGUCACCCUCAAAUACUAUUUUGCAAUUCAGAUUUCGUCGUUCUUGUAAGAGUGAAAAAAAUGAUGAACGUGAACGAGCAUGAAAUCGCCUAUAGCGUGAAAAUCAAUAAAAUCUUCAAGGUGAACAACAAGACAUCGUACACCGUCCUGAAGAAAAAUAUUUUAUGGACCGCAUCGUCGGAAGUUUUAUGUGGAGUGGAUCUUGAAGUUGGAGAAACUUACGUUGUUAGCGGCAAAACUUAUGAUGGUGAAAAGGCGAACAUAUCGUUGUGUGGUAUAAAGAUGGCCUGGCGUUCUGUGACGAGCAGACAACGAAAAGGUUUCAGGCACUUGUAUCGUUACGGUUGCCCGUGUAACAUCUAUUACACACCUUGGUGGACCAAGGGUGCCGCUCUAGAAGGCACGGAUGGCAAAGAAUGUCUAUGGGAGAGCAAACCUGGUCCGGAAGAAUGCCAGAGGGAUUAUGGCGUUUGCAUGCCAGGACCAGCUGGAUGCUCUUGGGUCCCGUCGGUUCCUUAUAAGAACUGCAUCAAGGAGUAUCAACAGAAACGCGAGCAACAGAGGGCGCGAGAACCUUAAAUCUUUCUAUUUUGAUGCAUGCGAAAGUUCUACGGUGGAACGAGAAAAUCGAUCACGCUGGCGAAAAAUCGACGUUGCUCGUGCCAAGUCACGUAGCACGCCUCGAUUUACGAACGUAUUUGUGAAAUUUCGCAGAAUCCCCACGAGAAUAAUGUUACUUCGUGUGCAAUGAGCGUUCCAAUAUGCAGCAAACUGGCGCUGUACCAUGUAAACUUGUUGACAAAUUAAUGCUAUCUUAUAAUGUGUGUUAUAGCGAACUCUGUACCCGAUGUGGUAUCUUCAAAGAAGAAAUAUUUGUAGUAAUUAAAUAUUCAAGAAAUUUUCCAAGUCAAAUGGUCGGGAUAGCAUUAAUUCGCAAUAUAACGUUUUCAUUUCUGCAUCGUGUCAUGCUCUAUUUAUUGUUGCGUUCCAUUAGAAGUAUUAAUCGGAUAGUUAUAUAUCGACGAGUACAAAAGUUGUACGCUGAUUAAAUACACGAAGCAGGGAAUCGAUUGGGGAAAAUCGUACACAGCUAGCUGAGGGGAAGCUGUUAUUCAGGGGUAUAAUAUAAACUCUUGAAACGGCUUGCAUUUCCAUGAUAAAUUACUUCCUUGAUGUUUCGAUGUCUGUUUCAUCGCGUUUGUAAUAAUUGAUAUUCUAUCAAUAUUUUUUAACCGGCCGUCGAUAAUAUUUAUUCCGGAAUUGUUGACUUCUUUCACAAACCGAAUAAUAAACAUCGUUAAAUGUAUUCAACGUUUAAUUAAUCCGCGUCGAGAAGAAUCAUCGGUAAAGAAACAUUGUUCGUAUCGAUUCAGAUUGAAAUUUUCCUAUUCUACCGUUAAUCAUCGCUGUUAACCUUAUUUCGUUUAAUUAAAUCGUAGGCUAACGUUGGCUCGCAAUAUGAAUCGACUGAAUUUCGUGAAAUUUGAAAUAGCAGGUACAGAUGAUUGGCCAUCUUUUUAGUUGUAUAUAUUAGACUAUUGAUGUAUAUUAUACAUUUUUAAAUUAUUCUCAUUUUCAUUUCGUUGUACGUAGUUUCUUCUUCUUUUAUUUCUUCUAUAUAAGAAACUGUUAACACGUAUUUAAUUUUUAGCAAAGUCUUGUACAGGUCUCUGAAUAUUUGAAACUAAGUUACAAUCGAGUCAGUUAAAAAAAAAAUAAAUGAAUAAGUAAAAGAAAAAGAGAUAUUUGAUAGUAUUAAAAAACAAUGUUUAAGGAAUAUAAUUUCUUACGAAAAAAAAUUCAAGUUUCCUUUUAACGAUCAUGCUGUCUCAUUAUUCGGAGGGUAGCACAAAGAUGCUAAACGUUGUGUUAGAAAUGUUACAAUCAAGUUAGGUACUCUAACCUAUCAACUAUGUAUCUAAGCGUAAUCAUGUAUUGUUUCUCGAUAAGAGUAACGAGAAACAGAAACCCUGUACAUGGGUAGGACUUUAGUACAAAACACUAAAAAGCGCGCGACGCGACGAAAGUUAGCCGGCAUUUCCUAGCUUGAGAACGUAACACGAGACGAUGUAUGUUCUUAGUCUUAGUUCUUUCAUUUGAUAACUUUUGUAAAGUAUUAUAAUACUUAAACGAUGGGAAAUAAACGAGAAACUCAUA
Messenger RNA from Bombus pyrosoma, 2738 nucleotides. It is a transcript of the gene Timp, whose product is annotated as metalloproteinase inhibitor 3. The transcript is spliced from 5 exons. Gene Ontology annotation, biological process: negative regulation of endopeptidase activity; negative regulation of membrane protein ectodomain proteolysis. Gene Ontology annotation, cellular component: extracellular matrix. The record is from RefSeq and is a predicted model, not a curated record. Bases 492 to 1160 code for a protein of 222 amino acids. Gene Ontology annotation, molecular function: protease binding; metalloendopeptidase inhibitor activity. NCBI's taxonomy places the organism in Eukaryota, Metazoa, Arthropoda, Insecta, Hymenoptera, Apidae.